This is a messenger RNA of Lethenteron reissneri (Far Eastern brook lamprey), 4009 nucleotides long. RefSeq names its product ras and Rab interactor 2-like. Gene Ontology annotation, biological process: signal transduction; vesicle-mediated transport. The record is from RefSeq and is a predicted model, not a curated record. Lineage: Eukaryota; Metazoa; Chordata; Hyperoartia; Petromyzontiformes; Petromyzontidae. Gene Ontology annotation, cellular component: endocytic vesicle; cytosol. Gene Ontology annotation, molecular function: guanyl-nucleotide exchange factor activity; small GTPase binding.
CACCGAGGCAGCCAAUCGGGCAACCAUCGCAACUGUUCACCCAAGCAAGGACAACACCAUGCCGUGCCCUUGAAGUGUCUGCUAUAGCCGAUCAUCUGUACCGUGGCUUCGAGUGAGCGACUUGCAAAAAGCUGGUGAGGGCGUGGCCUGAAGACACGAGCACAGAAAACCACUCACCUGGGCCACCCAAGGGGUCACUCAAGCGAGGCAUCUGCUGCUGCUGUUGCUGCUGCAGCUACAGCUGCUGCCGCUAUUGCUGUUGUUGCUGCUGCUGCUGUUGCUGCUGCUGCUGUUGCUGCUGCUGCUGCUGCUGUUGUUGCUGCUGCUGGGAGCGCAAAGAUGACGCAGCGUUCGCGGACUCCGGCUGAAAUCCUCUCCAAGCCUUCCCUCGUGUUGAUGAGGACGUUUUCAAAGGAGCUGCGCUGCAUGUGGCAAGAAAUUGCUGAAGAUGCUGCGGGGCAGCACGAUUGUGAGACCGUCAAUGACGCGCAGAGCGACGCGGACGAAGCGGAAGGUGACGAGCGGGAGGCGGGCGGACCUCGCCGCAGCGUUGCGGCACGGCAGCACGUGCGCGCGCUGCCCAGCGUCAGCGUCCUCGAUCGCCUGAGCCUCACCUGCUCCGUCUGGCUCCUGCUCGGGGUGGACGAGGCGGCGGUCCUGCACACGCUGCAGGGCGAAAAGCCAGGGACGUUCAUCGUGCGACGCUCAAAGAAGACCCAGCAGAAAGUGAUCAGCGUGCGCUGGACAAAGGGGGAAGGCUGCCUCUUUGUGCGCGAUUACCCCAUUCUCGAGACACAGUCAGGAUUUUCCCUGGAUGGUUCCAAGCUCACCUUUCCAGAUUUGUGCAAACUCGUCGCCUUCUACACCACCAGCCGAGACAUCCUGGACUUCAAUCUCAUUCUGCCUCCAGUGAUCCAGGCAGCCUCCACGCAACAUCAGCUGGAGUCCAUCGCCAAGAUGGGGAUUGAGUUCUGGUGCUCAUCGCUGCACAAGGAUCAUCAGAGAUAUUCAAACAGCUCGGACGACAGCGUGUACGUGAAGCUGGAUCCAGCAGGGCAGCUCAUGAACGAGCGCGUGGGGGAAAAUGAAGACAGCGGGCUGUGCUUCGUCGACCCGCUGUUUAUUCAGGAACAACCCGCUUGCUUAGUGGAUGGCAAGGCGCAGCUUGGGCAGAUGCUCAGCCAACGAGGCAAAGCAAUGAUUUCGCUCUCGCUUCCUGGCAAGACUGCAUCCGCGGGCCAGAAGGAGGUCACAGUCGAUGGGCCGCAUCCCGAGGCGAGUGACUGGCUUCCAGCCGGCCCUAUCCCACGGCUGCGUUCAAAGCCCGUGAUCGACAAAUGGCGCGGCACGUUGAGGCGAACGUCUUCAGGCGUCAGCAGCAGCAGCAGCAGUGGCUCCAACGCGAUGAGCGCCAGCAGCAGCUCGCCGGGCGAUAACCGCCUGUCCACCUCGUCGUCCGAGCUGGAGUCGGACUUGGAUGUGGAGUCUGCCCACUCGACGUCCCAUUGGAACAGCCAGUCUGGCUUCAACAGCACACGAGGAAUGCGGCUCAGGGGGUUGUUGCCAGGCUUUCGCAAUGCCCUCGGCAUCAUCAGCAACACCCUGCAGAUGCCCGAGCGGCGUGUGACACGCCGCAUAAAGGAGCUGGCAUCCUCCCGCAAUGCCUACUUCGGGUGCCUGGUCCAGGACUACGUGACCCUGGUGAAGAACGGCUUCGCGGACCCCACGCAGGCCUGCGGCGACGGCAAGGAGCUGCUGAGAUCCGUGCGGCAGACCAUGACGCAGUUCAAGAUGUACCUGAUCCAGUGCAACGAGAUAGAGCCACCACUCGAGGCCAUGAUCUCCGAGCACCGGAUAGACGACGUAGUGGAGAAGGCUCUGUACAAGUGCAUCCUGAAGCCGCUGAAGGCCACGCUGGAGAAGACGCUGAUGGCUACGCACAACAAGGAGGGCCUUGUAAAGCGCCUCCAGAGCAACUGCUUCUGGGGACGCUCUCAGCUGCCCACAGAGCUGGGUGUCUCACCGAGCGUGAACAUUCCUGACCCGGCGACACAGGAGAGGAUCAGGGCGAAGCUGAGCGAUUUGGCAGCCUCCUACUCGCCCAAGGUCAAGGUGGACUCCCUGCUCAAGGUCUGCAAGAUGGUCUACGAUGCGAUGGGGUCUUCCGGUGAAGGGGGUGCCGACGACUUCUUCCCAGUCCUCACGUACAGCCUGCUGAACUGCGAUUGCCCCCAGCUGGCCAUACAAGUGGACUACAUUAUGGAGUUGCUCAACCCGGACCUCAUGAGCGGAGAAAGCGGAUACUACCUGACGAGCGUCUACGCAGCCCUGCUGAUGGUCGGCAGCCUGCAAGAAGAGCAGGCGACGCCAGAGCUCGCAGCCAACACACAGCAGUCGCUGCGAGAGUGGCGCAGAAGCCGGAUGACCAGCGCAGCACCACAGCACAGCAGGCGCAGCCAGAACUUUCCGUUAAUGGUGUCCUUUCGGAAAUGCGGCAGCAUGACAAAACCCUUCUCCACCCGGGAGACGGUCACGGCAAAAGAGGUGUGCCAGAAUUGCGCGACCCACUUCGAGGUCACUGCCGACGAAGCGGAGUGCUUUGGCCUCUACGCGGUCACAAUCUCCAGCUCGGGCCACAGUGAGUGGCACUUCCUCAAAGACAGCGAUUGUCCGCACAGCGUGUGGGCCAAGCUCACCGGCAACAAUUCCACCUCCAAUCAAUUGGUUUGCUACUUUGUCUACAAACCGCUGGACAACAUCGACAGGCAAUGCCGAGAUUCCGAAAACCUCUUCAUGCAAGAACCCGACACCAGCGCUGGCUUCACACCUCCAAACAGAGACAGUGCCGAUGGAAACACCUUAAGCCAAGAUGUCCCUGCAACUAAUCUCAUGACAUUAUCCGUGAAUGAGAGCACUUUUCAACGCGCCAACACACAGGAUCACCGCACCAAGCUUUAACGCGCAUUGCACAACCGAAAGUGCAAUUAAGAAAUGCAAUAAAAAUGUACUUGCUGCAUCAUUCUUGAUUUGAAGCUUUCGUGACUUCAGGAAUCCAUACUCUUUGGUUUUUUCGGUAAAGUUACGUAGGCAGAAAAUAAAUCACGUUUCGGGCGCAACACAAGCGUGCUGCAUCAUGGCAAAAAACCGAAAGCAGAUAUAUUUUUAGCCGUUUUUUCUGGUCAAGUAAUAUUAAAGUUGCAAACGUCCGCAAUAAAUCAUUUGCAUCCUCUAGUUGUCCCUUCAUUGAAUGUUUAAAAGUAUGUAGCUUGGAGUUACAGUACAAGUAUAAAGCUGUUAGAAAGACAGCUUAAAUAAAGUAGCUGCAUUUGUGCAGAUGUUAAUACGUUUUUUUUAUAUAUGUUAUGUCAUGCCAGUAUUCAAUGUACAUAUUUAUUACAGAUGUUAUAAGUUUGCGUCGAGUAUUAAUGUGUUUGUAUCGAGCAACAUUUGAAGUUCUAUUUUAGCUGUUAAAAAGUUGAAAAAAUGUAUUUAAGCAGUUGUACAUAUUAGCAUUUUUGCCCCUCCAGCUAUGAAUAAUCCUGAAAAUAAUAUAAGUACAUACUUUCAUUAUUUAUUGUUACGAGUGUAUAAUCAUGCUAAUAUCAUUAAGUUGUAUUAAGACAGUAGGAACUCACAAAACAAUCAGACAUCUAAACUUUUCAGGUUUUAUUUUUAAUAAAAUCUAUUGCAAAUUCAGCAGUUCGCUUACAUAAAUGAUGUAAUUUCUACUCAUGUAAUCUUCUUUCGUAUGGCUGCUGAUGUAGAUGCAGAGCAACAACCAGAUCACAACCGCGUCAGGGGCAGUAGCAGAGUGUAUCGCUGUGAUGUUUUCUUCGUAUUUGUGUAUCGGGCAUUGCGUUUUAUGUUGUAUGGUCUGUUCUGGAUGACCAGUCGCACACUGGAGAGAGUUUUUUUAUAUUGCAUUUGUGUAUCAGGUAUCCGCAUCUGCUAUGGUUUGUACGGAUGCGGUUUCGGAAUGUCAUAAUUACAUAAGAGCCAGACAUGGGAC